GUGCCUCUUUUUAGGAUUGCUGAUGCUGAGGAAAACUUAGGUGAGAGUGAAGUUCGGGAGGCUCACUUGGCAAAAUCCCUGUUUUUCAUCCGAAUUGGGGAUAAGGAGAAAGCCUUGGAGCAUCUCAAGAUAACAGAAACCAAGACAGUAGCAGUUGGCCAGAAGAUGGACCUGGUGUUUUAUACUUUGCAGCUUGGUUUCUUUGACAUGGAUUUUGAUCUCAUUUCCAAAAGCAUUGACAAAGCCAAAAAUUUGUUUGAAGAAGGUGGUGAUUGGGAAAGGAAGAAUAGACUGAAAGUGUACGAAGGCCUGUAUUGCAUGUCCACUCGAAAUUUCAAGAAGGCUGCCAAGUUGUUUUUAGAUUCUAUUUCAACCUUUACAACAUAUGAACUCUUUCCUUAUGAUACCUUCAUAUUUUAUACGGUUUUGACCAGCAUCAUAUCGUUGGAUAGAGUUUCCUUAAAGCAAAAGGUGGUAGAUGCUCCAGAGAUCUUGACAGUGAUUGGAAAAAUCCCAUAUCUUUCAGAGUUUUUGAACUCCUUGUAUGAUUGCCGAUACAAGUCUUUCUUCUCAGCAUUUGCUGGCCUGACCGAGCAGAUUAAGUUGGACCGCUAUCUGCAUCCCCACUUCCGAUAUUACAUGAGGGAGGUCAGAACUGUUGUGUACUCCCAAUUUUUGGAAUCUUACAAAAGUGUGACAAUUGAAGCCAUGGCCAAAGCUUUUGGAGUGACAGUGGAUUUCAUUGAUCUGGAGCUAUCCCGUUUUAUUGCAGCAGGGAAACUUCACUGUAAGAUUGAUAAGGUUGCUGGUGUUCUUGAAACUAAUCGCCCUGAUGCCAAGAAUGCCCUUUACCAAGCAACCAUUAAGCAAGGAGACUUCCUAUUGAAUCGGAUUCAGAAGUUGUCACGUGUUAUAGAUCUUUAGGCUAUCUCUUGCAUUUUAGAUUCAAAGUUUAUUGGAAAGGCAGGGAUAAUGACAUUUUUAAAUCUGAAGGACAUCCUGUUGAAUUCAUUUCACUAUGAGGGUGUGAGGCAUGAUAUUUCUGUAGUUCUCAUUUGAUUUUGGUUCAGUAAUGAACAGUCGAAUUUAUCGAAUUUAAAAUUGUCAAUCAGUAUUCAAUUA
Vigna umbellata (rice bean) is the source of this 1122-nucleotide messenger RNA. Lineage: Eukaryota; Viridiplantae; Streptophyta; Magnoliopsida; Fabales; Fabaceae. The record is from RefSeq and is a predicted model, not a curated record.